Lytechinus pictus (painted urchin) is the source of this 969-nucleotide messenger RNA. RefSeq lists its product as uncharacterized. NCBI's taxonomy places the organism in Eukaryota, Metazoa, Echinodermata, Echinoidea, Temnopleuroida, Toxopneustidae. The transcript has a single exon. Bases 1 to 969 code for a protein of 322 amino acids. The record is from RefSeq and is a predicted model, not a curated record.
AUGACUCUUAAGUCUAUCCGCGCCGAGAUUGAGUCCAGUACUACCCUUGUCCGUUCCGCGCUCGCCGAAGAGCACUACAACAGUGCUCUCGAGCUUUUCGACGAUAUCUACCGCUACGAAUUUGAGAAGUGCAAGUCCCGACAACAGGAUAAGUAUCGCAAGAUUAGUACAGAGGGUAAGGAUAGUUCCGUAUGUGCCGAUACUAGCUCUCGGGUCGUCAAUUUGUCUAAACGCAAAUUGACUUCUGAUGAGAGUGCGCUGCUCGCCAAGGGACUUAACUUUUCAGUAGCCCCGAAGCAUGUUCCCGCUACCGAGAUUGUUGCGAAGGUGGAAUCCUCCAUUCGUUCACUUGAUGCCGAGACCAUCGGCUCCGUAAGAAGAGAGAUAAAUGCUAUCCUCUCCUCCGCCGAACCGCCUAAACCUAACAUUACUCCCGGCAUGCGCAAAGCCUUGAAAUCGCUCAAGGAAGACGAGUCUAUUAUGAUUUUGCCAGCAGACAAAGGCCGCGCCAGUGUUAUUCUGGACACCGAUGUCUACCGCGCCAAGAUGUCCGAGUUAAUUGAAUCCGGCCCCUAUCGCGCUAUCGGGAAGGACCCGACCGAUCGCCUCUCCCGCAAGCUUACCACUAUUCUUCGCGGCUUUCACAAGAAUGGUGACAUCGAUGAUUCUACCUACCGUAAGCUUAAACCGUCGCAGAAGCAACCGCCCAGGAUCUAUGGACUACCUAAAAUCCAUAAAGCUGACAUUCCGCUCCGUCCGAUUGUAUCAUGUGUGAGUUCGUUUGCUUACAACACGUCUAAGUAUCUCGCUGAUAUUCUUGCUCCCUUAGUCGGGUCCAAUGGACAUGCUGUCCAUAACUCUGCAUCGUUUGUUGAUUUCCUGCGCAGCGAAACCAUACAGGAACACGAAGUCAUGGUUUCAUUUGAUGUGGUGUCAUUGUUUACCAAUGUACCCAUCGACGCCGCAUGA